CGUGCCUCUAGUAACGGAGCACAAACAGUACGAGGAACACACGUCGCGUUGGAAAACUGAAAACACAGUUUCACUGACAGUUCGGACAUCACCUGACAUUCGCCGACCGCCGAAGUACGGCGGGAUCGCGUUAGUGAAUACUGCGACGUGGAUACAUACAACUAUUUAUAAAUGCAUAUUUCGUAGCGACGUGUGUUCAGUACUGGGCUCGGAGUUAGUGGAAAACGCGCGCGUCUUCGUGCCGCUUGCAAACUUCACGUGUUCAGAAUGAACUCUGGCAAAGUUGUACGUGCCAAAAACUAACUGAUAAACCACUUGUAAAUAUGAAAGUUCUUCAUACUUUGUGAUGCUUCCGUGAAUUGAUACGAGAUUUAGUAAAUACAUCGCCCGUUGACACGAUGUAAAUGUUAACAAGUUUCAAUGUUUACCUCUUCAGUGUUGUGAAUAUAGUUUAAACUAGUGUGUAGGACUUGGAGGAGAUGUAGCCGAGUGCCGCGGACUGUGCUCUAUAGACGGAUGGGUGGAAAUGGUUGUGAUAUAUUAAAUGAGGAGAAGACCGGUGUGCGCUCUUUACGUUUCCGAAAAGACUUGAAAUAUGUAAAUCUGGUUGUUAAUACUCCCGUAAGUUGUGAUUAAACGCUAGGAAAGCAAAUAUAUUUAUGUAUGUACGGAUAAAAUAGUGAAAAUUAAGUAUUUUAUGUACAUAUGUUGGUACUUGUUGUGUUUGAGUUUUAUUUCCAUUACAAACGUUGAAAGAUUGUCUGCGUUGGGAGUUGGUGGAUAAUUUCCCAUGAGGUUGUGACUACUACAAUAAAUAAAUCCGGGGCAAAAACUUUCAACUUCCAUUCUUAUUGAGAUGUGAUUGUCCGUACGUCCGUACGUCGUGUUGUACAGUGAUAUAUAGUGCGACUGCCUGGACUUAUUUGUGACCUGACUUCGAGACAACGACUACAACAAGGAUGUGUCGGUAGCCGGCACCGCCCAUGAAUAAUGGCGACAGUGAAUUCGGUGCAGAGCACACGGCUGCCGCUGCCGACGUUCACGCCGCGCGCAGUAGUGAUGUACAGCGCGUCGGUCGGCGGCGAGGGCUCAGUGGCGCUACAGUUGCGCGAGGCGGGCCCCGGCGACUCUGGCCGAUUUCACGACAACCGCCUAGCCAUAGCAUGCCACGAACCCGAGUUGCUUGCUGACUUCUUAAACGCCAAUGAUAUCGAUGGCGACCACAGUGGCCUGUCUGCGCUCCUGGGCGCCGCCUCACCAGACCUGGCGCUGGCGUCUGAUGCAUCCGACAGUCUGCCCCUACCAGACCAUGAUAACGACUGCACAUCAUCAUCAUCAUCACUGCUGAGCGGGGUGACGACGGUGUCGGUCGCCGUCACCGGGCUGGACCGGCCGCUCACUAAGAAAGUCCGACCAAAGCCAGCAUCGCCUAACAGACAGGGCCCACAACAGUGCCAAGUUUGCAACAAGAUCUUCGGCAAUGCAUCAGCACUAGCAAAACACAAGCUAACACACAGUGACGAGCGCAAGUACGUGUGCAUCACAUGUGCGAAGGCGUUCAAGAGACAGGAUCAUCUCAACGGACACAUGCUAACUCACCGCAACAAGAAGCCUUACGAAUGCAAAGCAGAUGGAUGUGGCAAGUCAUACUGCGAUGCCAGAUCGCUGCGACGGCACACUGAGAACCACCACCAGCCUCCAGCAACAGAAACAAGUACGAUAACCACAACAACGUCAAGUGUAAUAACAACAGUGGAGCGUGAACUGAAUGCGACUGCGACCGUGACUGCGACCGCGGCCGCGACUACGACUGCGGUCGCGACUGUCAACACGCAGCGCGUCACAUCUCCCAUCUCCCCACCACGUAUACAGCCUCCACAUUCAGAUUCAAGCAAUGGAUCAGAAAAGUCGACCACCUCACACAGCACGAGCAGUGACACAAGUCCGCCUUGUACCCCGCCCGCACCCCCCACUCCCCCUGCGAAGGCCAAACCUAAGAGCAGUAGCAAGCCCAAGUCUUGUACGACACAGCAAAGCAGUCAGAAAGCUGCGAGUGGUGCGAGUGCGAGCGGGGCGGGGAGCGGAGCGGGCAGCAACGCGGCGUCCAAUGCCGCCCGAGUCAGCGACGUCAAGCCAGUAGAAUGCAACCUGUGUCACCGCAAAUUCAAAAAUAUACCCGCGUUGAACGGGCAUAUGCGGCUUCAUGGCGGAUACUUUAAAAAGGACUCUGACAACAAAAAACUAGAUAAGAAAGAAUCCACGGGACCACCACUACAAACGGCUUCAGUAUCUGUUCGAGCGCUUAUUGAAGAAAAGAUCAUAAGUCGUCGAGGAGCUACUGUAGCUUCUACACCAUCUACAGGUACGACUACAGACUCAGUGUCUUCUCGCACAGGGUUCGUAGCGCCCGCUCCCCCGCCACUGUCCAACAUCAGACAGCCAGCGUCCCCCGCCGCCACAUCUUCGCAUUUCAUCUCACCUCGAGCACCUCCUGUCGUCACUGUUGCUUCAAACGCUGCGACCAACAUCUGCGCCGCACAAAGAGAUUCUACACUAAUAGAACUAUUAAAAAAAGGGAACACUAAGGCUGUAAAACGGUCGGCAUCAGAUCCAGGUCAAACGUCACCGCAACAGCAAGACUUCAGUUUCCGGCCAGAAUUGUUUGGAGUAUCAUUCAAUUCAGACGAUGGAUACUUUUCACCAGCACUAAAUGAAGACACGUUCCAAUUUACUACAACACACGACCAAUUAGAGGAACUAGCCUCAUUGGAAGACUAUGCAACAGUAGCGGCCUCUAUAAGAGAACGGUCACCUGUAACGUUUCCAUCCAAUCGACGACUCGCUGCGGUCUUAAAUUCACCUCUACCAGAAUCUCUAGCGGACUUCGGUGCUUGCCAUGGAGGAUCACCGGUUCCAUCGCCCGGAAUGGGAUACACUGCCAAUUCACCCGGUCUUUCUUAUUCUACUGGAGGGUCCCCAGGGUUGUCCUUUACGGCUGCAUCACCAAGUAGUUACUCGAACCAUGCCGAGCCUUCGCCGGGUAUGGCUUACCCAACACCUCCUGCGUCACACGACGCUCACUCGCCAGGGAACACUGCUCCUCGUGCAUCCUCGCCUCUUUCAGCUGCCUUUUUCACUGCCACUAUGUCUAGUCAAGAAGAGGUUGAGGAAGCUUUAGAAGAAGUGUUACCAGAAGAGUGUCGAUCGUUAGAUGCGUAUGCACUGGAACCGUCGCCAGCGCCGCGUCGUAUUAUGUUAAAUUCAGAAGAUCCUCUUCUUUCAAGCAGUCCUCGAGACUUCGCGCACCAGCGGCCUUUCCGUCGACACAGUCGUAUGGGAUCGUCUACCAUCUCACCAUUACAGCAAUGGCAACACGACUCACUUCAAGUGUGUGUGGAAGGUCGAGACACGGUUCCAGCAGUAUUCUUGAGUCCAAGUAGUGUGCCUGCGUCGCCCCAGAGACGCAAACGUCGAGCUUCCCCGGCCGGUCCGUUCCGAUCUCGUAUACGUCGUACUUCUAGUCACUACAUACCUCCUCCCAUGCUGCCUCCGGAUCGAGACGGUUCCGGACUACUAAUAGAAUGUACUGCAGGUGCGGUAUCUUCACAAACCGAUGUUCUUUCCCAACUGGAAGAGCCUCGGCCGCCACAGAUCAACAUCGGACGAGACUUCCAGGCGGAACUGCCGGCGCUAUGUAACGAUCGCAUAGAUCUACAUCGUGUGCCAGAACAGCUGUUAUGGGACCCAGGCAUCAACGAUGCCCUAGAUGAUAAUGAAGUGCGUAUGUUCAUGGAGCUGGCGAUGUGCGCGGCGAUGCCGGUGGGCGGGCACAGCCGCGAGGCGGCGCUGCAGACGCUGGGCGAGUGCGGCGGCGACGUGCGCGCCGCCACGCUGCGCCUCAUGUCGCGCGACGCAACGCACGCGCACGCGCACCACGCGCGCUGGGCGCCGCACGAGGUCGAGGCCUUCCUCGCCGGCCUCGGACACUACGAUAAGGACUUCUACCGGAUUUCGCAACUGAUAAGAACAAAAGACUCAAAACAAUGUAUACAAUUCUACUACUUCUGGAAGAAGCUCACGAAAGAUUACAAACUGCUGUACCUACGGAGCUGGGCGAUGGAUCAGCAGGUCUCGUCACAAGGCUCAGUAGGGCAGAUAUCCGCGACAAUCGCCACGUCGUGCACAGCUCCGACGUCGAACUUCGAUACCGAGGAGUUCCCCUGCAAGAUAUGCGGGAAAGUAUUUAACAAAGUAAAAAGUCGUAGCGCACACAUGAAGUCGCACCGGCCACUCGACGCCGAGCCAAAACGGCCAAAACUCGAAAAGCCUUAUGAAAAGGUCGAAAGAUCCGAUGACAGAUCCCACGCGACAGCUGAAUACCAAAGCAAAACGCCCGCGUCUGCACCCGCACCCGCACCCGUACCCGCACCCGCACCCGCACCCGCACCCGCACCCGCACCCGCCCCCGCUCCCCCUCACUGUCCGCAGCAAUAGUAACCGCCCGCACUCGCACUCCCUCAGCGACUCGCUCGGACUCGGACUAAAUGCUGACUCGCAAGCAUUUAUUAUUAUAAACAUUAUAUAUUAUUAUAGAAUUAAUUCAAAGUGACCUAGAAAGAGCGACGUAGAAUCUAGUAGCUAGACGAGAAUUCGCUUUGGACAAAUACCUUUAAAUAAAAGUAAACUUUUCGAAAUGGUCGUAACUCGUAACGCUAAGCUUCGGAGAGAGCGCAGAAAGAUAUUUUGUAUAACGAUUGAUACAUACAUAGAUAGCUCUCGGUAAAGUUUUUAUAUGACAGACUUCUCAAUGUGACUUGCAAGUGUGAUGUUGUAAAUAAUGUAGGUGAGUAGUCGGUUGUAUCGCUACGGUUCCAUCGCGCGCGAGUGACAGCUGUAUAGUACUACAGUGUACGUGUGAUACAUAGAUCGUGUAGUAACUACACUACCUCGUUUCUAUUCAGUGUUCCGUUUGGUCGCGAGCCCAGCUCGCUGUUACAUUUGCUUGUUUGCUCAUUAUUUUGUUAAUUUUUCUAGUAAUUCGUUUCUAUUUAUUUUUCUAGUCGUAUUAGACAAUUUUAUGUUGAAUGCACUAUGGAUUUCAUUGUUCUGUUGUAGUUAGUGUAAUAGUUAAGAGAACGGAAUUCAAUUCAGCAUCCGUACCUACUAGUCACAUAUCGAUGUUGAUUCAACACUUAGACGAAAUAUUCACUCGAAUAGACUAAUAUGGUCCGUGGGCGCCACUCGCCGCAGUCAGCUGGGAGCCUCAUGGUUGAUGCUUUAGAUUGAUCGUAACUAAACAAUGAAUUGAUGUCCGUCACGACUUAGGUGUAACUUAUAUUAUAUUAUUGUAUACUUACUUAGUACUCACUCCCACUUGACGCCGAGACGCCCACGGCCGCGACAAAUGGAGGGAUAAUAUUUUUUUACACAAAUAUUAUUGAAUGCUCAAAUGUGCUAUAUUUUAUGUUGGUAAUAUUAUUAUCUAAUCUAGUUCCUUGUUGAUCGUUCUGAAUUUGCCAUUAUUUGAUACUUGACAAAUGUAUAGUUAAUUUAUGAUUACUGUCUAUAAAGAUGUGUUGUAAAUGUGUCUACGUGUACCUACGUGUUGUGAUAUACCUAUGUAUGUAUGGUUUAUUUCAUCGUGUUCUAACUAUAAUUUGAUGGUACAAACCGGGCAAUACCUGAACAUUGUUGCUCAAAAUAUUAGCGAAUGUGUCACCGUAGCCUGACACUCGGUAUUUACGAAGCCUUCACGUUAAGCUAUCCCAUCUGCCUCUCAAAGUUUUCAACUCUAUUGCUUUCGUAAUAGAAUUGAAAAUGUAAACAGAUUGGGGUAGGUUGAUGUGUCCCGUACAUACUGCUCAGCUGCUCCCAAAGUUGACAAAUUAUUUUCAAAUAACAAUAUACUUCGUGGUUGUGAUGUUUCUUAGUCUACUCUUUUAUUGUCUUCCGAUACUUCUAACUAAAUUAAUUUUGGGGCAGAAUUCCUCGUAAAAGACAUGUUAUAACAAAUUAGUCUUGAAUUUUAUUUACUGUUGUUAACGACUUCUUGUUUAGAGUAAAAUUAACCAAUAACUAUUUAUGAUGAUUGCGUACAACGCGUGCUACACUCAGUAUUAUGAAAGUAGGUCUUAAUAUAUCGAACAAUAUUUACGUCACACUUUCUGUAGAAGCAAAUCUGUCUUGUACCGCGUUUAUUGUGUCUAAACUUGGAAUUUUUGACACGGGACAGUACGAGUCGGAUUAAAGGAUUUUAGUUAAUUCAAUAUAAUAGAAAAUAUAUUAGGUAAUCUUUAUAGGUAAUAUGAAACUUCAAAGACAAGAGUUUCUGUAUAAGUACAACGAUAUAACUGUUUGUGAUAAAUUAAUAGAAUCUUUAAAAUAAAAAGUAUUAACUUUGUCUGUCCCGUCUCAAAAAAUCUCUAGAAAUGAAUAGUGACCAUGAAUUUAUUAAAACAGUCCCCUCUAUACAUAAUAAGCGCGAUACUGGACAGAUAGUAACCACGACGCAGGUAUAAAGACGUAUUACUUAAAUUAUCUACUUAGAUAGAAAAUACUUUCGUUCUCCUUCCAUGGGUAGGUACCUGACCAGAGUUCUGCCGCACUACUACAACUACUUAAUUAUAAAUAAUAUCGUAACUUAUUCGUAAAUCACUAACUUGUGUGAUUAUUUGGUUGUGUUAAUCUAUCUUAACAAUUUAGACAAAAUUUUCUAAUAGUUCGUGUUUAUUCUAUACUUUCUAACUCGAUGCCAAUGUUCUGCCAAAUUGUUAGUUAAAUUAGGUACAAACUAGAACGAAAUAUUACUAAGUGAACAAACUGCCUACGUUAAAUAGUCGCGAUUCAUUUAGAUUAAGGCAAGGCUUGUACUGAAACCCCAAACGUAAAGGUUUAAGUGGCUCAAACUACUCUAUGUUUCAUGAACUAAACACCGUUUGUAUUAGAUUUCAGACCGCCUCGUAUCUUGUAGACCGCAGAUCGAUCCUUCUUUUCACAUUAAGAGAGUACACAGUUAUUUUCUUACAAAAAAAAAUUAAGUCAUACAAAACGAAAGUGUAAAUACUGAAUAUUUUUCCAAAGUAAACUAUACCGGAGAUAGUUCUACGUCGUAAUACAAUUUAUUAAAGACAAGUCCCUCCAGAAAUAUUUUUUAACAAUACUCUAGCCAUUAAGACUGAAAGGUACUUUCUAAAUUCACGUUAAAUUCGUUAAUUUCGCGUAAAUGGAACGAUAGCUCUUCCUUUCUCUGUAUGAUAACUGUGCGUAGUGUAACCCAGUCGUGUCGCCACUCGUCACUCGUCACUAACCCAUUCCAUGCCCAUUCAUACUAGUCAGGGUAUAGCUUUGUAAUGAUGCCCAACUUUAACCAAAGUAACGUAGCGUAGCGCGCCCGCUGCGAGCGCCCCCUAGCGGUCAGUAGGAAACGUCGCUGUAUUCUAAUAGAAAUAUGCACUCACCUAAGUACUAAAAUUAACUUAAGAUUGACGAUUUAAACAAAACUUAUUUCAACUUAAAUAUAGAAGUGCCUUACAAUUUUAAUUUUUAUACUAUUUUCUUAAUUUAUAUUCGUUUUAAUAUCUAAAAGCACUGGAAAUUGCAUUUAUUGAUCCACUGUCCGUUCUGCUAGGACAGAACCGAUGUGAGGAUCGCACUGUCGUGUUUUGUUUUAUGUUCGUUUCGUUUCUUUAAAUAAAAAUAUUCUUAGAAAGUAAAAAUUAGAGGUUUAAAGGAAACCAAAAAGACGUUAUUUUUUCAUAUUUCUUUAAAAAUUAGGAACGUCUAUAGUAUUAAAUAUCACAAAUUUCAUGUACAACAUUAUCAGAUAAUCGUACCCACAAUAACUAAAGGUCAAUUGUAUGAAGAGUCUAAUAACGCGAGGAAUACAUUAUACCAGAUAUUGUAACAUAGCGGAUCGCCAUUGAAUACAGCGCUAAUUAAGUGUAAGUACUAAAUGUUAAUGUAAUACCGAUGUUAUGUUCGCUUGAAUGUUCUUGUAUCCGAGUCUCGUCUCAAUCUGUAGUCCUGGCACAUAGUGUAAAUGUAAGUACUUCUGUAUCUGUGUGAACACAUAAAAUGUUACUAUAGUAUUAAUAUUUUGUAAGUCUAAAUGGAUAUUAUAUUCUUCUAAUUUUGUAUGUCCGAGGUGCCGGCCCGCGCCGCGCCCGCUCCGGUACUACGUAACGUACUUAAUACGUACUUGUAAUAUAACUGUAGACGAUUAAUGUACACGUGCCAAACGCACGAUAAUUGAUAUUACACUCUGUGUUGUGAUUUUGAAAAUUCUGUAAAUUACAAAUGUCUUUGAAAAUACUAUGGAAAAAUGUAGACACCUUUUUAGAUUAGCACAAUUCUUCGCGUAGACACAUUAGGCCAAAAAUUUACUAAGCAUUUAGAAUUAACGAAGACGUAGGUAUUCAUUGGAAGAUGUAAGUGUAAUGUAUGAAUAGAUUCAUUGUUAUAUUCGAUCAAUGUGAUGAUUCGUAAGAACAACGACUUAACUCGAGUCCUGUACCCUACCGUGCUGGGCGACUCUUCACAACUUCGCAUAUCCUUGAAACAAUAAGUAAUAAAAUUAAUCUCUAUUAUAUAUAUUGAUAAAUUUAUUAGGGUAACUAAUUUUUUAAGACAAUGACUAUUACGUGAUCUUUUAGAUUGUCUUUAUUAAUAAAUAUAUGGUGAAGGUUUUGUCAA
Molecule: messenger RNA, 8691 nt
Organism: Spodoptera frugiperda (fall armyworm)
Lineage: Eukaryota; Metazoa; Arthropoda; Insecta; Lepidoptera; Noctuidae
Product: zinc finger protein 541
Exons: 20
Coding region: 991-4494 (1167 amino acids)
Biological process (GO): regulation of transcription by RNA polymerase II; negative regulation of DNA-templated transcription
Cellular component (GO): histone deacetylase complex; transcription regulator complex
Molecular function (GO): transcription corepressor activity
Source: RefSeq, a predicted model, not a curated record